Messenger RNA from Rotaria sp. Silwood2, 510 nucleotides. The record is from the annotation of a GenBank genome assembly. NCBI's taxonomy places the organism in Eukaryota, Metazoa, Rotifera, Eurotatoria, Philodinida, Philodinidae.
AUGCUAGCUUUCGGUAUAACCAUUGGAGAAUCUAGUAAUAUUUCAUCGAAAAAUAUAAAUGAUAUGCAGAUGUUGUUAUCAAGCUUCGUUGAUAAUUUUCCUUAUCCAGAACGAUAUGUUGUCCAAAAUAUCCAUUGUGUUAAGCACUUUGUAACAACAGUAGAAGAUUUUGGUCCCCUAUUCAAUUAUAGUACUUUCAAUUAUGAAAGCACCAUUGGAUAUUUAUCAGCAUCAGUUCAUGGUACAAAACGACUUGCUACUGAACUUAUGUUAAACCUUCAAUUAUUUAAACAAAGUUAUUUUGCAUCAAAACAUCAUUGUUCAACGUCUCUGGUUUCACCAUUUAUACAAUACUUAUGUGAUGGAAAAAAAUACCGUCCUCGUGAAAAACUAUCUGAUGAAAAAAUUACAAAAGAUGAUUUUGAUUUAUUGUUUCAAGCGGUUCCAAAGAACUGCUUGAUAAAAUCCAUGAAAUUCGAUUCAUUAAUUCAAAAUUUUACACUUCUUUAG